AUGUCCAAACGAACGGCGCAAGGUCCUCAAGGGUCCAAGGAGGACGAGAACGCCUUCGCGAUGUCAAGCACUCCGGAUGAAAAGCCUCACCGGGCGACGGCUGCCCAGAUGGCAAGCAGAAAAAUCAAGGACGUUCGACGUCGUCCUCGAGCUGGUACACCAACCGGUGGUGCAGCUCCCCCUCAAUCUUCAGAUGGCGCCUUCUCGUCCUUGUCGUCUAGCCCAGCUGCCCCGGCGGCUUCAGGUUUCCAACCUACAUCAUUCAAUUCCGCACCCUCGACCGGUUUCAACUUUGGACAGAGUCAGAGCCAGAGCUUCCCGGGAGCUAGCUCGGGACCUACCCAACAAACUCAGCCCACUCAGGCUGCCUCAACCCCGUUCUCCUUCGGCGGUAGUGGCUCGACCGGUUUCAACUUCUCCUCCUCCGGUUUCGGUGGUUCAGCUCCAUCGUCGAACCCGUUCUCUUUUAAUGCUGCCACCUCUACUCCCCAAUCCACUCCUGGCGCCUCUACGAGCUUCGGCGGAUUUGGCAACCAGCCGACGAGCCAGCCUUCUUUCUCGAACGGUCUUUUCGGGGCACAGCAGAAUGCAGGUACUUCUGCAAGUACCUCUGCAUUUGGUGGACAAGGCUCCACUGCGAACUCUGCGUCUGAAUCUAUGCAAAUGUCGCCUGACGCAAAGCCCAAGGCCCCUUCAUUCAAUGCCAACUCUUCGGCUACGCCCCAGAAUAAUAUCUUUGGUGGCUCAUCCGGAACUUCGAAUCUGUUCUCCUCUAAGCCUGCCACUACACCUUCCAGCAAUCCUUUCGGAGGCCUUAAUAUCCCCUCGGCUACUGAAAAGCCCACCAGCGACAAAGCGGAUGACUCCGCGGCCAAGCCUGCCUUUGCUACACAAUCAACCCCGGCUCAACCCUUCAGUGGAAUCUUUGGUGCAACUCCCGCUGCAUCUACCCCAGAGCCCGCAAAGGCGAGCACCCCGAGCAUAUUCUCUUCGGCCCCUGCCACAGGUGGUAAUUUGUUCGCUCACAAACCAGCACCUUCGGAGUCUGCUAAAGCGAAUUCUUCCCAGCCUUCUUUGAACAACAUUUUCUCAUCAAAGCCAGCCGCGGAGACCCCUGCUCCUAGUAAUCCAUUUGCUCCGAAAGCAGCUUCCGAACAAAACGCUGCCGCUCCCUCUAACAACAACUCGCAGCCUUUCAAACCCCUUUUCGGUAACGGAGCGUCUUCACAGCCUACCUUCGGUAACAUAUCGCCAGCGAAGCCUGCCAAUGAGGUCACCAAUCUAUUUGCACCCAAGCCAGCGGCGGAUCAAACCUCUGAAAAGCCUACCGACCCUCAGCCCUUCAAGGGCCUUUUUGGUGGAAAAUCUAUGGUAGCCCAGCCUUCCGAGGCUGAGAAGACCGGGUCCACUUCCUUCGGCUCUCUUUUCGGCACUUCUCCUGCACCCAAGUCUUCUGAGCCCGAGAAGGCUCAUUCUACCCCGGAACCGAAUUUAUUCACGCCCAAGUCAGCCGGUGAACAAGAGAAGCCCGCAGGGGCCAACCCAUUCGGGUCUCUUUUGGGAGCCAAAUCCCCUGCGCCCAGUUCAUCUCCGUCUAAGGACAUUCAACCUACCCCUAGUACGGGUUCCAACCUUUUUGCGUCAAAGCCAGCUACGUCCACCAGUCAGACUUCUGGCAACCUGUUUGGCGGGAAUCUCGCAACCUCUGCGCCUAAACAGCCUCGGGCUUUCCUGGACACUUAUAGCCAGUCGGGCACUGCUACCAGUACUGACUUUGAUCCAGCUUCCCGACUUCCUCAGUCCGAGCUUCCCGCUAGUGCCACCAAGGAAGCAACUGGAAAGUCUGAGUUGUUCUGGAAAGUCAAGUCUCUUUCUCAAUUCUACCAGAAGGAAAUUCUCAAAUGUGAGGCCGGAAGUGAUGCAUUUGACAACCUGGUCCUUUUCUACAUGAAGGCUCGUCAGGCCAUGGGUGCACCUCUCAAACCCAAGGGCGGUGUCAAGUUCAAAGGCAAUGCAUACUCAAAUAAGCCGACAGCCCACGCGCAAAACCCCGCAGUUACUGCAGAUGCCAACUCUUCAAAUACCGCACGUCUCUUUUCGCAGUCUUACUCGUCUCCUAGCAGCAGCCCGGCUAAACCAGUCGAUGCACCAUCGCAGGCGAAGUACUCUGCUGCACCGGAGCCUAAGGCAAACCCUUUUGCGUCUCUCUCAACUGAGACUGCCAAUGCCACUCCCAAGGAAAAUCUGUUUGCAAUGGCUUCGACUGGAAAUGCUACGACCCCAGCCGAAAAGGCACCAAAUGCUGCCUCCCCUGCGGCUCCCAAGCUGGCUGGCAACAUGUUUGCGAGUCUCAAUCCUGCAGGUGCACCUGUUACUUCCGGUGUUCCAAAAUUCGGUAACGGCUCUGCUGGCGUCGAUUUCAUGGCCCAAUUCAAGAAAAAGGCAGAGGAAAACGAAGCCAAAGAGAAAGCUAAGCGAAAGGCCGAAGAAUUCGACUCUGACGAAGAUGAUGAAGCGGAAUGGGAGCGCCAAGAUGCUGAGAAACAACGCGAGAAGCGCGCGAAGCUCGAGGGUACCUCUAUGAAGAAAUCCGUGUUCGUCCCUGGCGAAGGCUUCAAGUUUAUCGAUGCUGAUGAACCCUCUGGAUCUGAUUCUGGAGCCAGUGCAUCUCAGCCUGCGGAGAAGUCCCCCUUGACUGCCGCUUCUCCUGCCCCAUCCACCACUUCUAUCUUUGAAUCGUCUAGCCGCCCUCUCUCCAACUCCCAGAACAUUUUCGGUCGUCUUUCAGAAACCCCGCAGCCGUCUGACAAUGGAAAGGACAGUGAUGAUUCCGACAGCGAGGCCAAGGGCAGUUCUCCCAAGCGUCGUGCUUCGGAGGCUAAUGGGGAUGAGGACGAUUCUUCUCGCAAGGACAAGCGAACCAAGGGUUCUGAUGUCGCCAAGUCGAGCUUGGACACACCUAUUCCUCCCCCAACUGCUGCUGCUGGGCGCAGUCUAUUCGAUCGGGUCGAUUCGUCGGCUCCCCAGCAGGGUUCUACCAAUACAUCAAGCCUGUUCGCUUCCAGCUUCGGUAAGCCGACCACGACCCAAAAUCUGUCUCUCGGCGCGUCGGGUCUAUUCGGCUCUUCUCCUGGCCCUGCCGCUCCCAGCUUUGGCCAAACAAGUGCGCCCCAGAAGGAACAACCUCCUAGCAAGUCGAGCCUGUUCGCUUCUUCUCCCGCCCCUACCGACAAUACCUGGAAGCCCAGCAUGCCGAUCAAAUUCGGAAAUGACUCUAUUGCGUCCUCGGUACCGACUCCUGCAUCCACUCAGGCUUCCAGUCUCGGCAAUGCCACUUCAGGAGAUGCUACCCCCGAUGAGGAAGCCGCUCCUGGGGCUAUCUUUGACCUGUCCAGUGCAGUGAACGGCGAACAAGAUGAAACGGUCGAAUUCGAGUGUCGGGCUCGGGCAUUCAAGUUGGCCACUGGUUGGACCUCUCAAGGCACCGGCAUCAUCAAACUCCUUAAGCACCCUGACACUGGCCGCUCUCGAAUCGUCCUCCGCAGUGAUCCCGGUGGGAAUGUCAUCCUCAACACCUACCUCCAAAAGGAGCUUGACUACGCCAAGAUGAACAACAGCGUGCAGUGCAUGGUCCCUCAAGCCGACGGCAAGCCUGAACACUGGGCCAUCCGUGUUAAGGCCGAGUUCAUUGACGGUCUUCACAACAAGAUCGAAGAACUCAAGAACUAA
Penicillium atrosanguineum is the source of this 3729-nucleotide messenger RNA. RefSeq lists its product as uncharacterized. The record is from RefSeq and is a predicted model, not a curated record. Gene Ontology annotation, cellular component: nuclear pore. Gene Ontology annotation, biological process: intracellular transport. The transcript is spliced from 2 exons. NCBI's taxonomy places the organism in Eukaryota, Fungi, Ascomycota, Eurotiomycetes, Eurotiales, Aspergillaceae. The coding region runs from base 1 to 3729 and encodes 1242 amino acids.